Molecule: messenger RNA, 2216 nt
Organism: Crotalus tigris (Tiger rattlesnake)
Lineage: Eukaryota; Metazoa; Chordata; Lepidosauria; Squamata; Viperidae
Gene: YJEFN3
Product: YjeF N-terminal domain containing 3
Exons: 6
Coding region: 194-943 (249 amino acids)
Cellular component (GO): mitochondrion
Molecular function (GO): NAD(P)HX epimerase activity
Source: RefSeq, a predicted model, not a curated record
AUUGGUGAAGCUGCCAGCCGGGAAGAAAUUCUUACCGCUGCCCAUUUCAUUUAAUCUCUUCUCAUUACUUCUCUCCAUCUCCUGUCAGCCCUAAAGGAGAGAAGGGAGGAAGCUGUCGAGGGUCUUUUGGGGGCUGGGGGGAGCAGGCUCCCCAGGUGUAAACUUGGAAAGCCAGCCUCCCUCUCUUUCUGCCAUGGAGAAACCCACUUGCAAUUCGACUCACAGCAAGAAGGCGAUCCAGCCUCUUCGUUAUCUUAGCCGAGCGGAAGCCACAUCUAUUGAGAAGGAGCUGCUAGAAGAGUUUAAAUUUGGACAUCAGCAGUUAAUUGAGAUCUGGGGUCAUGCAUCUGCCAUGGCAGUGACCAAGGUUUUCCCCCGGCAGUCUCUCUCAAAGAAGCAGCCGACACUGCUGGUGAUCUGUGGUUGUGAACAGAAUGGGGCAAUUGGCCUGGUAUGUGCCCGACAUCUGCGUGUAUUUGAAUAUGAGCCAACCAUUUUCUAUCCCAAAAAGUCUUCUAAUCCUCUCUAUAGAGAUUUCACCACACAAUGUGAAAAGAUCGACAUUCCUUUCCUUUCCUACUUGCCAACAGAGGUUCAGCUAAUCAGUGAUGCAUACAACCUGGUGGUUGAUGCCAUGCUUGGCGUAGAAGACAGCCUGGGGGAACUGUCCGAGCCCUACUGCACAAUCUUGGCCACUCUCAAACAAAUUCGGAUUCCUCUUGUCAGCCUGGAUGUCCCAUCAGGUUGGGAUGUGGAGAUGGGCAGCAGUGACGGCAUCAGCCCCGAUGUUCUGGUCUCCUUGGCGGCCCCAAAGCAAUGUGCCACGAGAUUUAUGGGCAAGCACCACCUGGUGGCUGGGCGCUUCCUCCCCUACGAUGUGCAGAAAAAAUUUGAACUGAAUUUGCCAGAAUACCCUGGCACAGAGUGUGUGGUUUCUCUGUAGAACAGGGGUGUCCAACCUUGGCAACUUUAAGACUUGUGGACUUCAACUCCCAGAAUUCCCCAGCCAGCCAUGGGGAAUUCUGGGAGUUGAGGUCCACAGCUCUUAAAGUUGCCAAGGUUGGACACCCCUGCUGUAGAGCUUGGAAUCAUCCAGCAGUUUGUGGCUUCUGGAUAUCUUGGCCCUGCUGAGAACUCCCUGGUUUGCUUCUCUUGAAUAUCAAAAUGAGAUCCCCAGUAUUAAUUAGUUCCAUAUCUAAGCUUUGGAAUGUAUAAUAGUAUUGUUUAAUCUAUUGUAAAAAAUCUGGCAAAACCAUUUGGAAGAAACGGAAUGCUCAGACAACUGAGCCACCUAAUGGCACCCUUCUGGAAAACGUGAAUUAAAAGACACAUACAUAAAUUCCUCUUCAAAUAACUGUUAUGAAACCCAGUAAAAUUCAAGCCAAUUUUUUUUUUAUAAUCUGCAAGUAAAGAUAUGGAAAAAGACUUUUGCUUCCAUCUAGUGAUCAUUUUAUUUUUUUGCAAAUAAAUUUGAGGCUCCCAGAAUAGUUCUUACAAACCUUGUGAAUAGCGCACAAUGUAAAGGACCUAAUUUAUCUGGAGUUUUUAAAGGCUUUCCAGAAAUGUCCCUCGGUUGGGCAAUCUCGGGAUAAUCCGCAUCUGUUUACAUCUGUAAACUCUCCCCAAAAUAUGGAAAUAUUUUUUGUACACAACCUUAAUGUGCGUGGUUUGUAAUGGAAUUUCCCAGAGAAACACUUUGUUAACACAAAUGUUCCUGAUGUCACAUUUGUAAACUUUUCCCAAUACGAGCUUUUCAAACAUAAAUAUCACAGAUGUGAGCUCUUCUUGUCUUCUUUUUUAGACAAAACAAAACUCCUUUUUGUAUAGAACUUACUGAAUUUCACAGUUGGAAGUUUAACUGUGGGAAAGCUGAUUAAGACCACAACCAACAAAACAUCCAGCACCAAGUCAAGUUGAGCAAAGCAAGAAGCCAUUAAACUGUGCAAAAAGUAGGAAAAGGAAGCUCUGGAUUUAAAAUGAAAUGAGUAUGAGAGAGAAACUGCAUUCUCCCACAGAGAGAGGCAACCAACCGCUUAUUUUGGUAUUCAAUAGAGAUUCUUGUCUAGAUGCAACUUUGUCAAGCUUUGAGUAGCUGCUGCCAAAACUGAGCCAGAGAGUGUAAAUUUUCCUCAAGAGCUUACAAGGGUUGUUGUUGGAGCGAAUGUAAUGUGUGCUUUCUUGAAUUGUACAAAUAAUAAAGUUGGGGUAUGGAGUAA